Cydia amplana is the source of this 1450-nucleotide messenger RNA. It is a transcript of the gene Pdk, whose product is annotated as pyruvate dehydrogenase (acetyl-transferring) kinase, mitochondrial. NCBI's taxonomy places the organism in Eukaryota, Metazoa, Arthropoda, Insecta, Lepidoptera, Tortricidae. The coding region runs from base 197 to 1450 and encodes 417 amino acids. Gene Ontology annotation, biological process: regulation of glucose metabolic process; protein phosphorylation. Gene Ontology annotation, molecular function: pyruvate dehydrogenase (acetyl-transferring) kinase activity. The transcript has 9 exons. The record is from RefSeq and is a predicted model, not a curated record. Gene Ontology annotation, cellular component: mitochondrion.
CAUUUCAUUCAUUGCGGAACACAGUUGUUUUGUGAAAUUACAACAGUUUUUAAAAUUUCGAUGUUUAACAUAUUUUACCCAUCCCACAGAUCAGAAUUAUACAUCAAUAUGUUGUGUGUUGUUGAGCUUUAGUGUCGGUGAUAAACUAAUUACCUACCUUCGUUUUUGAUUAAAUCGUGUAGCAAAAACAUCCAAAAUGAGGCUGGCAGGGACCAUUUUCUCUAAUGUGACAAAAAUGCUGGACUUUUACGCGCAGUUUAAUCCAUCGCCUUUGUCUAUAAAGCAGUUUAUAGAUUUUGGUUUAAAUGCGUGCGAAAAGAAAUCAUACAUAUUCCUAAGAAAGGAGCUACCAGUAAGACUGGCGAACAUAAUGAAAGAGAUAGCGCUACUACCGGAAAACCUUCUUCGGAUGCCGUCGGUCGGUCUCGUGAACCAGUGGUACGAGCGUUCCUUCGCCGAAAUUAUCAGGUUUGAGAAGAUGGAUCCGGAACAGAAGGUGCUUAGCGAAUUCUGCGAGAGACUAGUCCACAUCCGAAAUCGGCAUGCGGACGUAGUCCAGACCAUGGCCCAAGGAGUCUUAGAGCUGAAAGAGUCACAUGAAGUGGACUGUGGGGUGGAGCACUCCAUACAAUACUUCCUCGACCGGUUCUACAUGAGCCGCAUCUCCAUCAGGAUGCUGAUCAACCAACACACAAUCCUCUUUGGCGAACAGCCUGUGGGCGCCAAGCAAGCGUCCGUGAACGGUAUGGGCAACGGCGGCCGACACAUCGGGUGCAUCGACCCCGCGUGCGACGUGGUGGGCGUCGUGCAGGACGCGUACGAGAACGCGAGGUUCCUCUGCGACAGAUACUAUCUGGCGUCACCGGAGCUGGUGCUGCUGCAGUGCGGAGUCCCCAGCGAGCGCCCCAUGCCCGUGGUGUACGUGCCCUCUCAUCUGUACCACAUGCUCUUCGAGCUGUUCAAGAACGCCAUGAGGGCCACCAUGGAGAGUCAUGAGAGCUGCCCGCCGCCGAUCACUGUCAAUAUUGUGCCGGGGAAAGAAGAUGUAUCUGUUAAGAUGUCAGACCUCGGCGGUGGCAUACCCCGCAGCGUAUCGGAUCUCCUGUUCAAGUACAUGUACAGUACGGCGCCACAGCCUUCGAAGUCGGACUCGCAUACCGUACCGCUGGCCGGUUACGGGUACGGGCUGCCUAUAUCACGGCUGUACGCGCGGUAUUUCCACGGAGACUUGACGCUCAUGUCCUGCGAGGGUUACGGCACAGACGCCGUCAUCUAUCUGAAGGCGCUCUCGAACGAGGCGAACGAGCUGCUCCCGAUCUUUAACAAGACCUCGAAGAAGUUCUACCGGCCCUCGGCGCAGCUAGCCGAUUGGUCGGGGAGCCUGCAGACCGCCGGCACGCCCAAGGGCAGCCGCGAAAAGGUCUCGCCUCUGUCGCAUAGUGUUGCGUAA